UCAUCAGAGUCACAGAAGUAUGGCGCUGUUGCUAGCUUUGUGUCUGAUAAUUAAUUUCUAUCAAGUAUUGACCAUUACGACGAAGAAUGAAAAUGUUCCAGAGCUUGAAAACUUGAGCGACAGUGUGAUGACAUGCGAGAAAGGAUGGUAUGGUUAUAAUGAUAAAUGUUACCGAUUUGGAGGCAGUGACAGACUCUCGAAAGUAUUGAAUCUCAACUGGGAGAAAGCAUUAGAAUUUUGCAGAAAUGAAGGAGGAAGUUUGGCAACAAUAGACAACCAAGACGUGCAGAAUUUCGUGGUGACAUUCUUCAUCCUGGGCAACGUAACAGAAGUAGCGAACGGAGUGUGGAUCGGUCUCCAUGACCGCGUGACGGAGGGCAAGUACGAGUGGAGCGACGCCACCGAAGUCAAUUUCACCAACUGGUCUCCCCACGAACCAUCGGGUGACAGAUAUGGAGACGAAGAUUGUGCGAACAUUCAGUUCCACCCGAACAGAAACAUCGGAACAUGGAAUGACUUUCCUUGUGGACGUGAAAUGCCAUUUCUCUGCCAAAAAAACCAGGUACGAAUGCCAAUCAGCAUAGCGCCUUUGGAUGCAAAAUUCUGUUCUGAUGAGAACAACUCCGGGUGGAAGUUCCGGCACUCGUGCUUCAAUCUGGUGCCAGAGAGGAAAACGUGGCGGGAGGCAGAGAAGUACUGCCAGAAGCAGUACUCAGGCCAUCUCAUAGCUGUCAAAGAUAUCUUGGUAGAUUUUUAUUUGGACUACAUGUUGAAAAAUUUAGAAGGCGCCCUCUGGAUCGGAGUCGAAAUUGAAAAACUGAUGACGCAGAAGUGGACGUCUGGUUGGUUAGUAGGGUACAGUGGCUGGAAAAACAUCAAAACUAUGAUGGAAGGAACCUGUGCAAUACGCUAUGCAAGCGAGAACUGGAGUUCGGACACUUGCACUCGAAAAUAUCCAUUUGUGUGUGAAUCUUCAAAUGAGUCUCCGCCAAUUUUACCUGUGACCGUGCCAGGAGCAACUUGCCCCGAAGAGCCAGAAGACUGGAGAGACCUGGGUGGAGACAAAUGUUAUUUCUUUGAGACUGGAGUUGAAGUGAAUUGGUUCGAAGCAAGUUUCUUGUGUUUGCAGAGAGGUGGAACACUAGCCAGUCUUCAUUCGCCAGAAGAAUUGGAUGUCCUGAGAUCAUUUGUUCAGUUCACGAAGAAUGAACUUCAUAUAGGGUUAUACCAACAAGUCAAAGGAGGUAGGGAGUUCAUUUGGUCCGAUCAGACCCCUUUCGACUUCCAGCAGAACUGGGAUGCAGGCGAACCCAACCGCGACAUUGAAAGCUGUUCCGUUAUCUACACGUCGAACAUGAAGUUUCACAACUACAUGUGCGAUGAAAGAAGGGGAUAUAUUUGCGCCACAAAAAAAGUUUUACCGAUUAUUACUCCGAACAAGACAGCCCUGAUAAUAACAGACAAGAAAUGCCCAAGAGUCAUAUCAUUCUCUGCCUUGGCGGGCAUCCUGGUCGCCAUAUUGUGCGCCGUAGUCGUGAUAGGCGUGGUCACACUCUGCUGCGUCAAAUUCCGGACGAACGGACGCAAAAGUUAUAGCAGAUCUCGAGUGGCGAGCAUCGCAGACCUCCCGGGCUCCCGAAAAUCGAGAGCGUGCAGUGAAAUGAACAAUGGCGAAAAUGAUGAAAUGUAUUAUGAAAUCAUGUCAUAAAGAUUUUCAUUCUUUGUUUAGCUAUAUUUUGAAAUUGAAACAAUAUAGUACGUGUUUCAGGAUUAUUGGGACAAAGAGAAGCAAGAAUUAUACGAGAACAUCAAAUGCAAUGCUGACGCGCUACAUGCACACAAAACCAGAAACUGAUGGAUGCGAAAUAGGUCACAAAUUUAUAACACAAAGACGAUUUUGCACAAUAUUAAAGUUUUUGAAAACGGUUUUAAGCGGUUGUUGAAAUUUGCGGCCUGCAGCUGUAUUCCACGCGUCGUCAUAACAAAGCACUGACCGUCGCAAUGAGGAACCAUUCUGACAAACUUUCAUUGAUCACUACAUUUUUGUUGUGACGCGCGUGCUAGAGCACACAGGCCGCAACUUUAAACAACUGCAUCAUUACACCUUUCUUAAAGACUGAAGUAUUGUGUAAAAUCGUCUUUUUUUUUUGUGUAGUCAAUUUGCGACCUGUUUCACUCCCUUCAGUUUCUGGCUUUGUGUGCACGUAGCGUGGCGGCUUUGUGUUUGCGAACGUAUGUUCCUGUAUGAUUUCUGCAUUUUAUCGUCCCCUUCAACAUCCCUUAAAGUUUGUCCCAAGCAUUCUGAGACACCCUGUCCUGUAUUGUACGUUGUAUUUCCUGAUGACUUGGCCUCAUUAUUUCUAUUACAACCUCUUCUUUUCCAGGGAAAAAAAAUU
Molecule: messenger RNA, 2396 nt
Organism: Uloborus diversus
Lineage: Eukaryota; Metazoa; Arthropoda; Arachnida; Araneae; Uloboridae
Product: macrophage mannose receptor 1-like
Exons: 12
Coding region: 20-1708 (562 amino acids)
Molecular function (GO): signaling receptor activity
Source: RefSeq, a predicted model, not a curated record